UUCCAGCAUGGAUCGGAGUGGUCCAUCCUCUUCACGUCGCGGGUACGAAGCGGCCCACACAUCUCACGGUCAUCCUUCCUUUCAGCACACCCCAGCACCGGAGUACACCAGGGGGUCAGCCGGAUCAGGGGUACCCACGUCGAGCACGGCACCACCACGUCCGCAGGUAUUCCAAACUCCGCCUUAUGUUCACCCCUCGCAGGGAGCAUCUGGGUCGGCACACUUCCCUUACAUGCCAACGGGGGACAACGUGUUGAACACACCAGCAUGGGGACUUCAUAUCACUCCGCGUGCGCCAGAGCAGGGCCACACACAGCACACAUACGAUGAGUACGGUUCGGCGUCGACGCAUCACGGAAUGCCUGCUUACUCCCCUCGCACAACAUUCAUUGAGGACUUCUUUUCCACUGAUCCUCCCCAGGGGGAAGUAGGGAUGGAUUACUGGCACGCAGCACCUCAGGUCACACAGCCGACGCAGGAGACGGAGGCCGGUCAGGGGCCAGACGUGACACCACAGCAGGCAGCUAGAGAUAGGCACCCCCCUGAUAAUUUGACAUAUCCCACUGAGCAGAUUAGGCGUAGGAAGAAGGGAGGACCUAGCAAGCGUGCGAAGGGCACUGAUCGUCCUUGACUUAUCUAUUUGUAUUAAACUUUUAGUCAUUUAUGUUCUGUCCGUACUAUUUGAGAAACACUUUACGAUUAACUUAGUACUAUCAGUACUAUUUCAUAAAUUUCUUCAGAUAAUUACUCAGUAGCAUACCCUUCGAAUGAAUCAUGACAAAUUAUCAUUCAAAUAUACAAAUAAUGAAACUAAAUAAUUCAAAUAUUUUAACCAACAAAUAAAUACUACAAUUUCUGACCAAACAUUAUCAAAACCCUAAAUCAUAUACAUAUAACAUUACAAAAAUAUUUUCCUUUCUUACACACUAAAAUAAAUUACAUAUUAUUAAAAAAAAUAACUUAUUACAAAUAAAUGGAGAACGCGA
Molecule: messenger RNA, 986 nt
Organism: Oryza sativa Japonica Group (Japanese rice)
Lineage: Eukaryota; Viridiplantae; Streptophyta; Magnoliopsida; Poales; Poaceae
Source: RefSeq, a predicted model, not a curated record